Dinoponera quadriceps is the source of this 11360-nucleotide messenger RNA. It is a transcript of the gene Itpr, whose product is annotated as inositol 1,4,5-trisphosphate receptor. The record is from RefSeq and is a predicted model, not a curated record. Gene Ontology annotation, cellular component: membrane; endoplasmic reticulum. Gene Ontology annotation, molecular function: inositol 1,4,5-trisphosphate-gated calcium channel activity; inositol 1,4,5 trisphosphate binding. Gene Ontology annotation, biological process: calcium ion transmembrane transport. The transcript has 47 exons. Lineage: Eukaryota; Metazoa; Arthropoda; Insecta; Hymenoptera; Formicidae. The coding region runs from base 652 to 9042 and encodes 2796 amino acids.
GUCGGAACCACCGAGCGGUGCGGAUGUUCUCGUUUCACGUUCGCGCGCCGACUCAAGUUGUUUCGAUCGCGUACGUGCCAGUGACACUUGGCGGCUGUCCGCGCGGCGGGGACAUACACCGGCACUGAGAGAGAGGGGAAGAGAGAAAGAGAAAUACAUCACGGUCAGCCUACGUAAAUCCGUCGCGCCGAUCGCCGCAGCUGCCGUCGCUGUCGCCGACUUAUUAUCGCGCGUGUUUCUCCCGUCGGGCUGUGCGUUCACGCACGGCGUACGAUACGCGUGUACGUUUCCCGCGACACUUACGCGCGCAAAAAUUGCACGCGCAGUGUGCCGGCUGUUAUUCAUCGAGCGCGCUCUCGCGAUCGACCGGUCGUUCUCUCGACGCGAAGAGAGACGAAAGUGUAUCAGCGUUUUUACUCGUGCACGUUACGUACGCACGUAAGUACGAGAACACACGACCGAGGAAGGAAGACAGACUGCGACGUGUCGCGCGUAUUUCCACGGGAGCGAUCUCGAUUCCACCGACGGCGCAUCCUGCCUGGGCGAGCCGCACGGCCGAGGAAGUGGGUGUAGCCAUGAAUAAUUCACUCGGCUGAAGCAGCCAAUGGGAGUUUCUCGGACUUCGGGGCAAACUUUAAGGACGGCAUCAAGAUGGGCGAGCUUUUAGGAUCAGCCAGCUUCCUCCAUCUCGGCGAUAUCGUCAGCCUUUACGCCGAGGGAAACGUGUCCGGCUUCCUCUCCACGUUGGGGUUGGUCGACGACAGGUGUGUGGUAUGUCCCGAAGCUGGAGAUUUGUCGAACCCACCGAAGAAAUUCAGAGAUUGCCUCUUCAAAAUAUGUCCUAUGAACCGGUAUUCCGCCCAAAAGCAGUUCUGGAAGGCAGCGAAACAGAGUGCGAGCUCCGGCACAGACGCCGUCUUGCUAAAGAGGCUUCAUCAUGCGGCUGAAAUCGAGAAAAAGCAAAAUGAGACUGAAAACAAGAAACUACUGGGCAGCGUGGUGUCGUACGGCAACGUCGUACAGCUGCUGCAUCUCAAGUCCAACAAAUUCCUGACGGUGAACAAGAGACUGCCGGCCUUGCUGGAGAAGAACGCGAUGAGGGUCUACUUGGACGCGAACGGCAACGAGGGCUCGUGGCUUUACAUAAUGCCGUUCUACAAAUUGCGCAGCGACGGCGACAGCGUGGUCGUCGGCGACAAGGUGAUCAUGGAGCCGGUGAACGCGGGUCGACAGGGUCUCCAUGUGGCCGCCAAUUAUGAGCUGAGCGACAAUCCCGGCUGCAAGGAGGUGAACGUCGUGAACUCGUCCACCUCGUGGAAGGUGACCCUCUUUAUGGAACACCGGGAGAAUCAGGAGGAAAUUCUCAAAGGUGGCGACGUCGUACGGCUGUUCCACGCCGAGCAGGAGAAGUUCCUCACGAUGGACGAGUACAAGAAGAAGCAGCACGUGUUCCUGAGGACCACCGGCAGGACAAGCGCCACCGCCGCCACUAGCAGCAAGGCCCUGUGGGAAGUCGAGGUGGUGCAACACGAUCCGUGCAGAGGAGGCGCCGGUCACUGGAAUUCACUUUUCAGAUUUAAGCAUCUAGCGACCGGCCAGUAUCUCGCUGCCGAGAUUGAUACGGACGAGCCACGGGAACCCGUAAAAGGCAAGCGCGAUCCACCUGGACCGGUGUACAGAUUAGUGUCAGUGCCGCACAGCAACGAGAUCAGCUCCCUGUUCGAGCUGGACCCGACGACGUUGACGCGAGGCGACAGCCUAGUUCCGCAAUCGUCCUUUGUCAGGUUACAUCACAUAUGCACGAACACUUGGGUUCAUUCAACGAGCGUACCAAUCGAUAAGGACGACGAGAAGCCGGUGAUGUCGAAGGUGGGCUGCGCGAUCAGUAAGGAAGACAAAGAGGCCUUCGCCUUGAGAUCUGUGUCGCCGGUCGAAGUACGUGAUCUAGAUUUCGCGAAUGACGCCUGCAAGGUGCUAACGGCUAUGAGCAGCAAGCUGGAGAAGGGAACGAUCUCGCACAACGAACGCCGGGCUGUCACUAGCUUGUUGCAGGACAUCGUGUACUUCAUAGCCGGCUUGGAGAACGAACAGAACAAAUCCGAGGCGUUAGAAUUGGUCGUCGCGAAUGCCGUGAGAGACCGGCAGAAGUUGUUACGCGAACAGUACAUCCUCGGUCAAUUGUUCAAAAUAUUGCAGGCUCCGUUCUUGGAAUCCGCGGAGGGUGAGGGACCAUUUCUUAGGAUAGAGGAGCUUAACGAUCCGAGGCACGCGCCGUAUAAAUACAUGUUUCGCUUGUGUUAUCGAAUACUCCGACUUUCUCAGCAAGAUUACAGGAAGAAUCAGGAAUACAUCGCCAAGCACUUUGCAUUUAUGCAAAAACAAAUCGGCUACGAUAUUCUGGCGGAAGAUACGAUCACCGCGCUUUUGCACAACAACAGAAAAUUACUGGAGAAGCAUAUCACGGCCGCGGAGAUAGAGACGUUCGUGGGCCUCGUCAGGAAGAAUAUGCAUAACUGGGAAUCGAGAUUCCUCGAUUACUUGUCGGAUCUGUGCAUCUCCAAUAAGAAGGCGAUCGCCGUGACGCAGGAACUGAUCUGCAAGAGCGUGCUCAGCGAAAAGAACAACGAUAUUCUCCUGGAAACGAAAAUGGUGAAGACUCAGGUGGAAGUCGAGGACAUCGACGAGAAGCAGGAAAACGCCGAGCCGAGGAUCACCGUAAUCGAAGAGUUCGAGGUUGUGUUGGAGUGGAAUAAUGGAGCCAAAUCGAUGUCUCUGAGCGAGCUGUCGCGAGGAGCGAAGAUGGGAAAUAUUCAGGACGCAGCGAUACUCGAUUAUUACAGGCAUCAGUUGAAUCUGUUCAGUAACAUGUGCCUCAAUAGACAGUAUUUAGCGCUGAACAAUCUGUCGCCACAUUUGGACAUUGAUCUUAUACUCAAAUGUAUGGAGGACGAGACGGUGCCGUACGAAUUACGCGCGUCGUUCUGCCGGCUUAUGCUACAUCUGCACGUGGACAGAGAUCCGCAGGAGCAAGUGACGCCUGUGAAGUACGCCCGCCUCUGGUCGGAAAUCCCGUCCAAGAUGAGCAUAAACGAUUACGACACGAACAGAAUGCCGGAUCAGAACAAAGAGGCUGUUCGCACGAAAUUCAGCUCGACAAUCAUGUUCGUUGAGGACUAUCUCUGCAAUGUUGUCGCGAAAAUGUGGUCGUUCGGAGACCAGGAGCAGAAUAAGCUCACAUUCGAGGUUGUUAAAUUAGCGCGUGAUCUAAUAUAUUUCGGAUUCUACAGCUUUAACGAUCUAUUAAGCUUAACAAAGACGUUGCUUAGUAUUUUGGACUGCGUAUCAGAGAACGACUCCGCCGACGGGAAGAUCCCUACGGGCGAUAUCGAUUCUGAUUCAGUGGAUUCCGAGGAGGCAGCCGAAGGAGGUGUUCUUAGAUGCAUCGGUGACAUGGGCGCUGUGAUGACGAAUUUAACACUAGGACCAGCCGGGCAAGUGCUAGCUAGCUCUUCGCCCAGACCGAAGCCGCUGAUGAAGAAGGAAUAUCCGCUGGUGAUGGACACGAAGCUCAAGAUAAUCGAGAUCCUGCAAUUCAUUCUCGACGUUCGACUGGAUUACAGGAUCUCUUGCCUCUUGAGCAUAUUCAAGCAAGAAUUCGACGAAACCGAGAGGUCUUCCGGAGACGUGAAUCUAGGACAGAAGACUAUCGAUUUGGAGUCGAUCGGCACACAGGCGGAAGGGAUAUUCGGCAGCAGUGAGGAAUGCGCCGCGCUGGAUUUAGACGGUCAAGGUGGCAGAACGUUCCUCCGUGUCCUGCUGCAUUUAGCCAUGCACGAUUAUCCUCCGUUAGUUUCUGGGGCUUUGCAUCUAUUAUUCAGGCACUUUAGCCAGAGACAAGAAGUUCUUCAGGCGUUUAAGCAGGUGCAGCUUUUAGUUUCGGACAGCGACGUGGAGUCUUAUAAACAGAUCAAAGCGGACUUGGACGUUUUGCGUCAGUCUGUCGAGAAAUCUGAGCUGUGGGUGUAUAAAUCCAAGGCGGCGGAGGAACACGGAAACAAAAAGAAGAAGAGCAAGGAGGAGGAGGAUGAGGGGACCACUUCAUCCCGGAAACCUCUGCUAUCUAUGUUGGAUAAACAAGAGUCUGCCAUCGAUUUGGACAUCGGACCGCCGUUGCACCCCGAUCAAGCGGAAGAGUACAAAAAGAUCCAGCAGAUAUUAAUGAGAAUGAACAAGCUUUGCAUUCAACCUAUGCUCUGUGGCCAACUGAAGGCGCGCAAACAUGAGCAACGGCUUUUGCGUAACGUCGGAGUGCACACUGUCGUCUUGGAUCUGUUGCAAAUACCAUUCGACGCCAAAGAGGACAUCAGAAUGAACGAAUUGAUGCGCCUGGCGCACGAUUUCCUGCAGAACUUUUGUCUGGCUAACCAGCAGAACCAGGUCCUGCUGCACAAACAGUUGGAUCUUUUCUUGAAUCCCGGUAUUAGAGAGGCGCAAACGGUGUGCAGCAUCUUUCAGGACAACUCUGUCCUCUGCAACGAGGUCAACCCGAAAGUCAUACAGCACUUUGUGCAUUGCAUAGAGACGCACGGCAAGCACGUGCAGUACUUGAAGUUUUUGCAAACCAUAGUGAAAGCUGAGAAUCAGUUUAUCAGAAAAUGUCAGGAGAUGGUGAUGCAGGAGUUGGUUCAAUCUGGAGAAGAUGUCUUGGUCUUUUACAAUGACAGAGCUUCUUUCAAUCAUUUCGUGGAGAUGAUGCGAUCCGAAAGACAUCGUAUGGACGAAAGCAGCCCGCUGAAAUAUCAUGUAGAAUUGGUGAAACUUUUGGCCUGCUGUACGAUGGGCAAGAAUGUCAAUACCGAGAUUAAAUGUCACAGUCUCUUACCAUUGGAUGAUAUCGUCGCCAUGGUAUCACAUCCGGACUCUAUACCGGAGGUGAAAGAAGCGUACAUCAAUUUUCUCAAUCACUGUUACAUUGACACGGAAGUCGAAAUGAAGGAGAUUUACACGUCAAAUCAUAUGUGGUCUCUGUUCGAAAAGUCCUUUAUAGUUGACAUGAGUUUAAUUGCAUCGUCCACUCACGAUCGACAGCACGCGGAUACAGCCUUAGAAACUUACGUGACGGGUUGUCUAAUGAACAUUAUAUCCACGUUUUUCAGCAGUCCGUUUUCCGAUCAAAGCACCACUGUGCAGAAACAUCUGCACGAGGCUAGACUCUAUUGGAACAUCAAGGAGUGCGAUCGGAAUACAGAUAAUAAUCUUUCUGGCUAUACAAGGCAACCUAUAUUUGUUCAGUUGCUUCAUGCAGCUUUUAAAGUAUCACAAUGUGCAUGGUUAAAUGCUGGACAAAGAUUUAACGUCGAGAAUUGCAUACGGACACUGUCAGAUGUAGCCAAAGGAAGAGGCAUUGCCAUACCGACUGAUCUGGAAAGUCAAGUUGCUGCUAUGUUCAACAAGGCAGCCAUGCUCAGUAGACAGACCAACAAGUGGUUACAAGCAGCUAAGCAACCGAAGAUCGAGCGUAGUCAAAGCCAGCUGAUGCGUCUAGAUCGGAGUAUCAUAGAAGGUCUGCAGGACAUAGUGUCUCUGUUAGAGGAACAAUUGAAACCUCUGGUACAGUCGGAAUUAUCCUUGUUAGUGGACAUUCUCUAUCGACCCGAACUGUUGUUUCCUGCAGCGACUGACGCCAGAAAGAGAUGCGAGAGCGGUGGCUUUAUCAAAAGGUUAAUUAAACACACUGAAAAGCUGCUAGAGGAGACGGAGGAGAAAUUAUGCGUGAAAGUUUUGAGGACACUCCGGGAAAUGAUGGCCAUCGAUCCUGAAUACGGAGAAAAGAACGAGGGUAUCUCGGAAGAGAAGGAGUCAGAAACGAAGGGCGAGUCACAAGUCGCAACAAGUUCCGAUGAUCAGUCUGAGAAUCGAGAAGUGACUCAGCAAGACCCGGGAGACGCACUGAGAAAUAAUCUUCUGACGCGUUACUUCGGCAAAAGUUUUCUGCAGAAACCGGAGAAUGUAGACAUCGGUGUAUCCCAUAGCGCGACUAUCACUCAUGGACCUGGAGCGAAGAUAUUGAGCCGAGCUGGUAGAACGUUGCACGACGUGCAGACGCAUCUCGACCGCGAAGGUGCCUCGGAUUUAGUGGUGGAAUUGGUGAUCAAGAGCAUACACUCACCAAGCAUAUUCGUCGAAGCCGUGGAAUUGGGUAUCGCUCUCUUGGAGGGCGGGAAUCCUAUUAUACAGAAAAGUGUCUUUAAUAAAUUAAUGGGCGGUGACUUGAGCCAGUCGUUCUUCAAGGUGUUCUACGACAAAAUGAAAGAUUCCCAGCAAGAGAUCAAAUCCACUGUGACUGUAAAUACGUCCGACAUGGCGGCCAAAGCGCACGAGGAUAAGGAGCAGGGUAAAGAAGUAGAUAAGUUAUCGCGGAAACGUGCAUCAGGGAAGCCCAAUGGAAUCGUGAUAACCGACGAGCUGCACGAGGAACUGAAUCAGGUCGCGACGUCGAACGGACAGGCGUACGCGAACAUGAGAGGUCUCCCGGCUAAUGAGGAUGCAGCGAAUAAUGUGCUCGGAUAUUCAUUGGAUGACAUAAGCGAAAAAUUGCACAACAAAAGCGGCGCUGCUCCUGGUGCCGAGAAAGACGAGGGUCAAUUGAGCCCUAAAGUCUUGGUGAUGCAGCCGAUUCUGCGUUUCUUGCAGUUGCUCUGCGAGAAUCACAAUAGAGAGCUACAGAACUUCCUACGAAAUCAAAAUAACAAGACGAACUUCAACCUGGUGUCCGAGACACUCAUGUUUCUGGACUGUAUCUGUGGUUCGACUACCGGUGGACUGGGCCUCCUCGGUCUUUACAUCAACGAGUACAACGUGGCGCUGAUUAAUCAAACUUUAGAAACGUUGACGGAGUACUGUCAAGGACCGUGUCAUGAUAAUCAAAAUUGCAUCGCGACGCAUGAGUCCAACGGUCUAGACAUUAUAACGGCGUUGAUACUGAACGACAUUAAUCCUCUGGGAAAGACCAGGAUGGAUCUAGUGCUGGAGUUGAAGAACAAUGCUAGCAAAUUACUGUUGGCGAUCAUGGAGAGCAGAGGCGACAGCGAGAACGCCGAGAGGAUUUUGUAUAACAUGAAUCCGAAGCAGCUCGUAGAUGUGGCCUGCAAGGCUUUCCACCAGGAAUCGCUGAACGACGAUAUCGAUGUCGACGAUUCCUCAACGAAUGGGGAGGAAGGAGUGUCGCCCAAAGAAGUGGGACAUAACAUAUAUAUUCUAUGCCACCAAUUGGCGCAACACAACAAGGAACUGGCGGCGAUGCUGAAGCCGUCCGAACAGAAUAACGCGGAUCCGAAGAUUAACAAAGCGCUGCAAUAUUAUGCAUCUCACACGGCUCAAAUAGAAAUCGUGAGGCACGACAGAACGCUCGAACAGAUCGUCUUCCCGAUCCCGGAGAUUUGUGAACUUAUAACCGUGGACACGAAAAUAAGAGUGCUCAACACCACGGAACGAGACGACCAAGGAUCGAAGGUUUCUGAUUUCUUCGAGAGGACGGAAGAUAUGUUCAACGAAAUGAAGUGGCAGAAGAAGCUUAGAGGGCAACCGGUGUUGUUCUGGAUGAGCAGUUAUAUGUCGUUAUGGAGUAAUAUUUUAUUCAAUUGCGCCGUUCUGAUAAAUCUUAUCGUAGCGUUUUUCUAUCCGUUCGUGGAUUCUGUGCCUAAAUUUAAUUCUCACAUAUCAGCUCUCAUUUGGACGGUUAUGCUUGCGUCUGCCGCUAUCGUUAUUACUUUACCGAGGGAGUCCGGUAUACGUGUAUUGGUCGCAUCAACGAUAUUGCGAUUGAUUUUAUCUAUAGGUCCAGAACCGACGUUGUGGUUACUCGGUUUUCUUACGAUCGUAUUAAAAGUUGUACAUCUUAUAAGUAUUAUAGGUAAUCAGGGUACCCUGACUAGAAGUGUAGAGCAAAUAAUAACCAAUAUCGAACUUUUGUAUCACAUAUCGUAUUUAAUAUUCUGCGUUCUGGGGAUUUUUAUGCAUCCAUUUUUCUACUCAGUUUUACUCUUCGAUGUGGUUUAUCGCGAGGAGACUUUGCUCAAUGUAAUAAAAUCCGUAACUCGGAAUGGAAGAUCUAUUAUACUCACUGCUGUGCUAGCUUUGAUCUUAGUUUACAUGUUUUCUCUUAUCGGUUUUAUGUUCUUCAAAGACGAUUUCCUUGUUAACGUGGAUGAAGAAAUUACAUCUUACAUUAAAGAGCAAUCUGUGAAUACCUGCAGCGCUGGUGACAAAGAGAAAUGUGAAGCAACAGAGACAUUGUCGCAAUAUGCUCGCGAAGAAAAUGAACGAGAGAACAAACUUGAGGUGAUUAGCAUCGGCGGGGAAAUGAAAGAACGAUCUUGUGACUCACUUCUUAUGUGUAUUGUUACUACGUUGAAUCAGGGAUUGAGGAAUGGCGGCGGAAUCGGAGAUAUUCUACGAGCACCUACUAGUGUUGAACCGCUGUUUUUUGCGAGAGUUGUAUAUGACUUACUAUUCUUCUUCAUCGUGAUAAUUAUCGUUUUGAAUCUCAUUUUUGGUGUGAUCAUUGACACUUUCGCGGAUCUUAGAUCGGAGAAACAGCAGAAGGAAUUGAUUUUGAAGAAUACUUGUUUCAUUUGUGGCUUGAACAGAUCAGCUUUUGACAACAAAACAGUUUCGUUCGAGGAGCACGUGAAACACGAGCACAAUAUGUGGCAUUAUCUCUACUUCAUCGUCUUAGUGAAGGUGAAGGAUCCGACCGAGUUCACGGGCCCGGAAUCCUACGUUUACAUGAUGGUCAAGGACCGGAAUCUGGAAUGGUUCCCGAGACUGCGAGCCAAGUCGUUAGCUGCAGACGAAGGUGAGGGGGAACAAGUGGAGUUAAGAAGUUUACAGUCACAAUUGGAAUCUACGCAACAGUUAGUGAAGUGUUUGUCCCAGCAACUCACGGAGCUUCGUGAUCAGAUGACGGAGCAACGAAAGCAGAAACAGCGGCUAGGCCUCCUGAAUUCUGCGUCUCAGUUCUUGCAUAACGUAUCCACGUAAACUUAAAGCGCGCAUUUCGUAGUUCCCUCGUUAUCGUGGACGAAUCUCAGUUUGAUACUCCAAGAUAGUACAUAUGUAACGAUAUUCGUGUGUUCUUAAUAGGCAUUUAAAGACACGAGAAUAUAUCGAGUGGGUAACCCGAGGAGUCUUUUUUUUUUUUACGGUUUUGUUCCUAAUUUUAAUGAAAGUAAAAACAUAUAUAGGGGCAUUAACGUUAUCACUCUUUCCUUUCUCUCUCUCUCUCUCUCUCUCUCUCUCUCUCUCUCUCUCUCUCUCUCUCUCUUUUUUUUUAAUUUUAUUAUGAAAGCUCUCGAUCCAGUUUGAUCAACCCAUCGUCAAGGAACCAGUGGAUUGCAUUGUUUGCUAGUGUAUAAAUAUUGUUAUACAUAUAGAAAAGUUAAGCAUAUCCAUUGAUAUAGAGAGUAGAACAGAUUAUAAUUUACGUAAAACUUCCGGUUAUAUAGUGAAAUGUUAUAAGGUAAUAUUCUGUGGCUAUUAUAGAAUAUUCUCCUUUUUAUGUGAUCAAUCCAUUACGUUUUAGCUUUGUCAUUAUAAUAUUUAUAACUAUCCAUGCAAACAUUGAAUAUGUCAAAAUAAAGAUUCUAGCUUCAGCGUUUUAUAACAAUCGUGAGAAUUUUAUAUUCUGUUCUCUGUAUGUGUGUUUAUUAAAAGCCAUGGUUGUGUUAUUCUAAUAUACAUAUCGAUUAAUCAUAUUUUUCCAUAGGAUCUUAAAGAUAUUCUUAAACGUUAGGGAAUUAUCAUUGAAACUGCAUUUGUAAAAUUGUACAGGUUUUCCGUACUAUGUAUUUAAUUGUCAUCUAUACAGAGAUUAUCCGUUCGUUUAAGAACCACAUAAUCUUUCUUGUUGGUACAUUGCGUUGUUUAUAAAUCGAUUAUUUUUCACUUUGUACAUGUAUGUUCGAUGCAAUGGAGUAUAUAUACGUUAGCGAAAAUACGUAUUUUAAUUUUUUUUUCUUAAACAGCGAUACGCUCAAACCUGAAUUCCGUAACAACCAUUGAAGUUCAUAUGCAAUAUCUGUGUCAAUAACAUUGUUAAUAAUGACUUACGGUGUGACUAGGAGUCGUUUGCGUGACUGUGAAUUUAAAAUUCACUUACAUCUGUAGACGGGAUGAGAUCGUCGUUCGUUUAGUCGCUCGUGAAGGCGAUCGUAGCCGCGAGCGUAGCGCAAUAUCACCAAUAUAAUUAAUGAAUGAAUAGUAAUCGAUAGGGAACAAUGGAUUUUACGAUAACAUAAAGUAUAGGCAAUGGAAUUUGAACGAUUCGCGUAACCGUUUUUGGAAAUUUCAGAUAUUACGAUGGACGAACUCUAUAGAACGUUGAUGUCCAAGUCAUUCAUUGUUGAUAUAAACUGUCGUUUAUAUAUUAUAAAUUUUAAUCAAGCUGUGUUACACUCAAAACGACUAUUAUAUUACAUACAAUACAUAUGUAGGUGCAUUACACCUAAACCUGAAGAUUCCGUGCUACAGCGAUGUUAUUAUGGAAUUUAAACUUUACUCGUAUUUUUAAAAUAAUACUUGAGAUUUGUGUCUACACGAAUAUGUAAUAUAUACAUAUACUUCAUUUUUGAUUGUGCUAUUUAGGAUUGAACGUAUUGAAAUAAAAAUCCACGUGCCUCAAGAACAUCUCGGUUAAAUCAUACCACAGAGAAUACUAAGAAUCGUUGCAUAAUGUAGAAACGGAAAAAAAAAAGAGGAGGAGAAGGACACUUCGCGCGAAAUAGUGUUUCAUUUUACUUUAUUUAGACUUUAUAUGAAACAAUUGACUAUUUAUUGUGACUUAUAUAUAUACGCGGCUAGUACAUGUAACACGUAUUUCUUUCUCGUAGGUCGCACGUGUUUCUUGUGUAAAACCGGUACGCUUCUCGGAUGAAAAGCAACCCCCUAUAAAUGCGCAGUAAUAAUGUUAAACGCAACUUCUACAAACACGCAAAUAUCAAACGUAAGGGGCAUUCAGCGUUUAUCGCAGUUGUGCCUAUAAAAAAACGAGCUUCUCAAAAUUUCUCACAUAUUUUCUACUUUUCGUACUUCCCCAUACGGAGUGUCAUGCAUAAUUACAGAUUUUGCUUCGAGUACCCAACAGGACUCGCAGAAACGAAACAAAAUAGCCCCGAUAAAAUCCACAGUCGUGCUCGGGAUUUCGCGCGAAGAUUCCUCUUUAUUUCGCGUUUCUAAGAGCGGUAUUCAUAGUUAAUUUUAUAUUUAAGACCGUUUUAACUUUAUCUUCAUAUACUGUAUGGCGCAUUUCAUUUUAGCGUUUGUACAUAAAUUAAAAGAAAAAUGAAUCGAAAGUAUUUAAA